Molecule: messenger RNA, 8073 nt
Organism: Ictalurus punctatus (channel catfish)
Lineage: Eukaryota; Metazoa; Chordata; Actinopteri; Siluriformes; Ictaluridae
Gene: kank2
Product: KN motif and ankyrin repeat domains 2
Exons: 12
Coding region: 434-3721 (1095 amino acids)
Biological process (GO): negative regulation of vitamin D receptor signaling pathway; negative regulation of cell population proliferation; negative regulation of transcription by RNA polymerase II
Cellular component (GO): cytoplasm
Molecular function (GO): protein binding
Source: RefSeq, a predicted model, not a curated record
AGAGAGAGAGAGAGAGAGAGAGAGAGUGUGUUUUAGAGUGUGUGCUUGCAUUUUCUUUUUCCAGCACCUCCAUAUGGAGAACCGUCGAGAGAGAAAUGAUUCCUAAUAAGGUUGUAACAAGAGGCGCUUUCUCCACAAGUCACUGUAGCUGCCAGGAAAAGUUUCCUUUCCAUCCUCUUUCCUUUAUGUAUGAGACCCAGAAACAAACAGAAAAUAGUCCAAUCCCUGCAGUGGAGAGAGAAAGCAAACCAGGUCAGAAAGGCUCUUCUGGACUGCAGUGGGUAGAAUUCAACCAUAACAAACCCUAAUAUACCAACAUUACACAUUGUCAGAUGCUGACUGCUGGCUUCCUCGUAUGACUUUGAAUCACACUUCUGAUCAGGGCCAUUUGUGUUUUGUAUGUGAUGGUGUUACAGGAGGUUGCUAUUGAAUCAUGGCUCAAGUGCUACAUAUGGACACCAGCUUCCCAGGGAAGAUUAACUCUACAGUCCCCACUUCCCUGCACCCAAAAGAUACAGAGGCUCCUUACUCAGUAGAGACCCCCUAUGGUUACCAUCUGGAUCUGGACUUCCUCAAAUAUGUUAAUGACAUUGAAAAGGGUAAUACUAUAAAGAGGGUGCCUGUUCAGAGACGUCCACGCUAUGGUUCUCUGCCCCGUGGUUAUGGUUACACUGGUUCAUGGUGGACCUCCACUGAAUCGUUGUGCUCCAAUGCCAGCAUGGACAGCCGCCACUCAUCCUACUCAUACUGUGCACCGGGCUAUCACACCUCUCAGCGUCCCAACUUCAACAUGGCUCGUGUGGAGAAGACUCUGCUAGAUGCACGGCGAAAGUUGGAGGAAGAGAAGGACACUCGCUUUUCCAACUUAGGCAGCAUGCACAGCAGUGUUGCUGGCUCUAACACCUCUCUGUCCAGUGCCCACAGUUUCAAUCGUGCUCAGGGAGGGGGAAGUUCAUACACACCUGCCAGCUCAGGCCUGUCAACACCUGUAUCACCCACCCCAGCCCACCUACAGCAUGUACGUGAGCAGAUGGCCAUGGCCCUUAGGAAGAUCCGGGAUCUGGAAGAGCAAGUGAAGACCAUUCCCGUGUUGCAGGUGAAGAUCUCCGUGCUGCAGGAGGAAAAGCGACAGCUUAGUGUGCAACUAAAAAGUCAGAAGUUCUUGGGCCACACACUUGGGUUCAGCCGUGGGCGGCCACGUGGAGAGCUCUACAUUGACAUUCCAGAGGAGGGAGUGGAAGCUGCCACCAGUAAGCUGGAGGGGGGACUCUCCCCCACAACCCCCGAUGGCUCACGUCAGGACUCAGGCUGUGAGAUAGAAGAUACUGUGAUUGUGGGCACUCUUCGGCCAGGAACCAGGAAGGAGGUUCGAACCAUUGGUGUGGGUUCAGACAAUAAGGAGAAAGAUACUUGCCAGGUGGGUGUAGGUGUGAGGGAGGAAGACUUGGGCUUAUUGCCAGAGACAGAAGUUCUGAAGUCCAAGGUGGACCAGUUGGAAGUGCAGCUGAGCAAGACUAUGCAAGAGUUACAGAGUGCCCAGAUGAAGGUGGACGCAGUGCAGAAGGAGAGGCAGGGUGGAGCCCUGCAGGCUGAUCAUGCUGUGAGGGCCACCAGCCUGGGCUGGCAGGAUCAGCAUGACCUGGGAAGUGCUGGCCUCCACACACUGGUCAGCUUUACCCACCAAGGCCAGCAGAAGCAGCAGAGGACAGUGGGGAUCCAGGUGUAUACACUGGAGCAGCCUAUGGUGAUGCUCAGGACUCAACAAUGCAGCACCUCCACCAGACCUCUAUCUGCAUCCAUGCUGGAGGGGACUCCUCAGAGAGGAUAUGCAGAGCCUCUGAGUGCAGAAGAAUCAAUUGCAGUAAGCUCCAAACAGGUACGAGAGGUCCUAAGAACUGAAUUGUCCACAUCAGUGCCAGUGACCAGCCCGUCCAGUGCUAUGGAGACAAACUACAGUCAAGCGGCUCCCCUAUGUCAGAGGCUAAGGGAUGGAGAACAGAAACAGCAGCUGGCCACAGAAGUUAUGCCCUCACAUGAAAGUGCACCCCAAACAGCCUCUCCUCAUUCCAGCUUGAGAUCAAUCAUGAAGCAUAAGGCAGACAAAGAACCACGCUCUGCUUCAACCCAGAAGAAUCUGCAGUUCAUAGGAGUGAAUGGAGGGUAUGAGUCCACCUCAUCAGAGAGCAGUUCUGAGACUUCAGAUGAUGAGAGUGAUGCAAGUGAAUAUCAUGAAGCCACAGAGAAACUACCGGAAUCUCCAGCUCAUCACCCUCAGGCACCCUCUGUUAGCACCUCUGCCGUUUCUAUACCUGUAAUUCCCAAAUCUUCAGAGACAGCAAAUGUCCACCACAGCAACACCCCACUUUUACUUAGUGAGGGCUCAGGUCAUAGUAUCACUCAUUCACCAGCCUCUGACACAGCCACAUGUCAGCAUGUUACAAAAUCACCAGCUUCAGAUUCAGACCAAUGGCACUCUGCAAUCCAGUCAUCUACCACUGCCACGGCUCCUCAGGAGACUCUUAUCCUGUCAGCAGAAUCAGAUUCCAAUCAGCAAUAUACCACCCAAAACACUGCCAUUUGCACUGAACACAGUUCCAAUCAAUCACCAACAAUCUGCAUUGCGUUGGAACAAGUUGUUAACCAGCCCCAAGCCACUAGCUCAGAUAGCCAGCAAAAUUCUAACCAGCCAGGUGUAACUACUCAACAGCCCACUGCUCUGUCACAUACCACUGGUCCUUCUCAUCCAGAUGAUAGCCAAUCACAAACCACUGACCUUACUCCAUACCAGCAAACUGUGCAGUUGAAAGCUUCAGAUGCUUCUGACCAACAGGAUACAGGCAAAACUCCGGUCAGCAGUCCAACUGAAAAAACCUGCUCAAACAAAGCACCUACACAAGAAAGCAGUUUCAGAGGGGAAAUGAGUGACAGCUUCAUGACAGCUCUUCAUACCUUGCAGAAAGCGCUUGGUGAACCAAAUGCUUUUAGCCAACAGGGGGCGAGAACAGCCUACACCACAGUGUUACAGGAGUGGCUGCGCGUCUCAUGUCAUAAAUCUGCGGACACAGCAGUGGUCCGAGCCUACAUGGACGCCUUUGCCUCUGUCUCACCUCAGCUGCUGGAGUUUGUGAUCAAUAUGGCUGAUGGGAAUGGAAACACAGCACUACACUACACUGUCUCACACUCCAACUUCCCAGUGGUUAAACUGUUGCUGGACACAGGUCUAUGUAAUGCAGAUAAGCAGAACAAAGCUGGCUACACAGCUAUCAUGCUGACUGCUCUGGCUGCGUUCCACUCCGAAAGUGACCUUCAGACAGUUCUGCAGCUGCUGCGUACUGGAGAUGUCAAUGCCAAGGCUAGCCAGGCUGGACAAACAGCUCUGAUGCUGGCAGUGAGUCAUGGCCGAGGAGACAUGGUCAGAGCGCUACUGUGCUGUGGUGCGCAGGUCAAUCUGCAGGACGACGACGGCUCCACAGCCCUCAUGUGUGCCUGCGAGCACGGUCACGUCGACAUUGUGCGCCAGCUGCUCUCUGUACCAGGCUGUGAUGCCACGCUUACUGAUAAUGAUGGCAGCACUGCUCUCUCCAUAGCGCUAGAGGCCAGUCAGAAUGACAUUGCCGUGCUUCUGUAUGCCCAUCUGAAUUUUGCGAAACCUCCUUCCCCUGUGUCUCCAAAGUCGCAAAUUGUGGGAUCCCCACCGUCUUCAUCUGAAAUCCUAAAAUGAAACACUAAGGCUGAUUCCUCUGUGGACAUAAACUCAUUGUAAUUGUGCGUACAGUUGAUCUGUGCAAAUAUAUAUGGGUUUUUAUAUAUAUACACACACAACCCCAAUUCCAAAAAGUUGGGAUGCCCAGAUGUUAUUCACAACAGAACAUAGAAAACAUAUCAAGAUGUUUAAACUCUAGAAAUGCACCAUUUUAAGAAAAUAAUAAGAUAAUUUUGAAUUUGAUGGACACACCAUGUCUCAGAAAAUUUGGGACGGGGCAACAAAAGGCUGGGAAGGUAAGUGUUCGUAAAAAGAAACAGCUGGAGGUUAUUUGGGAACAUGUCAGUAACAUGAUUUUGUAUAAAAAGAGGAUCUUAGAGAGACAGAGUCUUUCAGAAGUUAAGAUGGGGAGAAAUUCACCAAUCUGUGAAAAAUUGCAUCUACAAUUUGUGGAACAAUUUCAAAAUAAUGUUCCUCAACUUAAAAUUGUGAAGACUAUGAAUAUCUCAUCAUCUACAGUACAUAAUAUCAUCAAAAGAUUUCGAGAAUCUGGAGAAAUCUGUGCACAAGGGACAAGGAUGAAAAUCAAUACUGCAUGCCCGUGAUCUUUGUGAUCCUCAGGCAGCACUGCAUUAAAAACAGGCCUGAUUCUGUAAAGGAAAUCAUUGCAUGGGCUCAGAAACUCCUCCAGAACUCAUUGUCUGUGGACACGGUUCACCGUGCCAUCCACAAAUGCUGGAUAAAGUUCUAUCAUGCAAAGAAGAAGCCGUAUGUGAACAUGCUCCAUAAACAUCGCCAUCUUCUUGGGGACAAAGCUCAUUUAAAAUGGACCGAGGCAAAGUGGAAAACUGUUCUGUGGUCAGACGAAUCCAAAUUUUUAAUUAUUUUUGGAAACCAUGGACACUGCGUCCUCUAAACUAAAGAGGAGAGGGACCAUCCGGCUUUUUAUCAGUGCUCAAUUCAACAGCCUGCAUCUCUGAUGAUCUGGGGGCGCAUUAGUGCCUAUGGAAUGGGCAACUUGCACAUCUGGAAAGGCACCAUCGCUGCUGAAAGGUAUAUACAGGUUUUAGGGCAACAUGUGCUUCCAUCCAGAUUCCAUCCCAUCUUUACUUCUGAGAGACUCCACCUCUCUAAGAUACUCUUUUUAUACCCAAUCAUCUUACUGACCUGCCGCCAAUUAACCUAAUUAAUUACAAAAUGUUCUUCCAGCUGUUCUUUUUAGUAACACUUACUUUUCCAGCCUGUUGUUGCCUCCGUCCCAACUUUUUUGAGAUCUGUUGCGGCCAUGAAAUUCCAAAUUACCUUGUUUUUUUCUUAAAAUGGUACAUUUCCUCAGUUUAAACAUUCAAUAUGUUUUCUAUAUUCUACUGUGAAUAACAAGAGAUUUGCAAAUCAUUGCAUUCUGUUUAUAUUUACAUUUAUUUACAUUUUACACAGCGUCCCAACUGGAAUUGGGCUUGUAUAUGUUAUCACUUAAUUCUGUGCUACUGCAUUUUCAGUGUGUCCUUUAAACACGGCUUUUUAAACUUAAGGCCUCAUUUUAUUAAAUCCUAAAUUCCAAUGAUAUGGUCUAAUAUUGCAAGUAAAAUUAUCAGUGGAGUACCAUGAAACCUGAAGCUGAUGUGAAAACAUCCUUAUACGCAAAGCGAAAUCCAACUUUGUUUUUGUCUCAUGCUACAUUAUGCUAGUGCAUUCGCCUCUUGUCUGAUGGGGGACUUUUAGCCAUUUCAGUGUGCCAUUAAGUGAAUUAUUUAACUAAUUAAUAAAUCUAAUGUUCAUAAAUCUAAUGUUAAUCUAAAUAAAUCUAAUUAUGAAAAUGUUGAGGAAAAUCUGAAUUAAAAUAGAGACAUUAAAAAAAAGACCCAUGUCAGAUAAAGGUCAGUUAAGCAUAAGGAACAGCGGGGUUUUACUUACUUUUUAAAUGCUCAGUAAAUAAAUAGAAAGUAAACAAACUAAUAAAUGAAAAUGUCUUCAGUGUCUCAUAGAGACACAUUUUCAAAAUUGAUUAAACUAUUUUACAUAUGACCAUGAGGGGCUUCCAAAAUCUAAUGAAAAAUAUCUGGAAAGGCAUUUAAUGACAAGAAUAUAGAAAUAAUAGUGACAUGUCAUGACCCGUGUCCUCAGUGUUUGUGCCAGAAUUGUUCAGGUGAUUAGACACUAUAAGUACACUUUGUUGUCUACUUGACAUUAGGAAUUGGGUAUGUCUUGAGAAAAGAAUAUUCACUAUAUGUCUGGAGGUUUGUGGACACCUGACCAACACACUUGUAUGUGCUGUUUGAACAUCCCAUCCAGAUUUAAUCCUCAUUUGCUCUUCUGAUAAAGGCUUUCCGCUAGAUUUUGGGGCGUGGCUGUGGGCAUUUGUGUUCAUUCAACUACAAAAGCAUUAGUGAGAUCAGGCGCUGAUGUUGGGUGAGGAGGCCUGGGGUGCAGUCUGUGUUCCAGUUCAUCCCAGUGGUUUUCAGUAGGGUUGACGUCAGGGCUCUGUGCAGGACACUCGAGUUCUUCCACUCCAACAAUUUACACUGAUAUUAUACUGGAACAGGUGUGGGUUCCUCUUGGUUGCAGUGAAGGGAAACUGUAACACUACAGCAUACAAAGACAUUCUGUACAAUUAUGUGUUUCCAAGUUUGUCGCUACCUUUUUUGGGAAGAAUCUCAUAUGGGUGAGAUGGUCUGGUGUCCACAACCUUUUGACCAUAUCGUAAACAACAUUAUGAAACAUUCAGUUUACUAAGUGCCACUCCAGAUCAAAAUUUAUUUAGCCAUGGUCUUUGUUGGAGUUUUUGAUUGCUAGCCAAAAAACAUUUGGAUUUGAUGUGGGUUUGUUGUUUAGGUUCGGUUAACAGUGCGGGUGUGUCAGCCCAUACAUGUUUAAUGUCCUUAUGAUUAUGCCAUAUUGUCCAAGGCCUGCAGCUCUGAUGGUAGCUGCUUGUCAUUUUUUCUUCUUCUUUAAGCAACAAAUCUAGGUGAAUUUUAUUGAUGUUAUUGCAGUGACUACACAAUCACCUGUAAAUGUUGCCACUCUAAGAAAUUAUAUGAGAAAACAGAUUUGGAUGUACAGUCAGCACCAUAUUUAUUGGCACCCUAUUAGAAAAGAAUGUGUCCCCAACAAUCAAGCUAAAUGCUGAAGGACAAACACUUUUUCUGCUGAGUGACGUGCAUGUAGGUCUUCAAUCAGAGUUUCAGAUGGUAUAUCCUUUGAUGUUGGCAUUUGAAGACUAAAUACACACUUUACUUAAUAAAUGAGACCCCUGGUUUAUUUACUGCUCUGACCAUAAUUCAUUCGUUCAUUCUAUAAUUCAUUCAUUCUUCAGUAAAUGCUUUAUCCUGGUCAGGAUCAUAGUGGAUCCUGAGCAUGAGGCAGGAAUACACCUUGGAUGGGGGAGCAGUUUAGUUAGAAUGUUGUGGUAUUUUUACUCUUUGAAUGCAGUCGUUAUUUGUUGUCAUUUCUACACAUAUACAGCAUUGUCACAAAUAGAAUCUAUACCGACUCACCCUUGCUUUGUUCUGUGUGAAAACUCACAGCAAUAUUGCACAUGGACCAUGUUUAUAGCCUGCUGAAUAAACGUACAGUAGCUAUACAUGUAUAGUGUAGUUUCAAUGUGUACUUUUUGCCUCGCAAAGUGAAUUUUUUUUUUUAAAUGCGUAUUUCACACUAUAAACAGUUACAUCCCAAAUGGCACAACAUAUAAGCUGAUACUUAGACUAAGUUUUCCAAAACCACUAUACAUUUUUUUAUUGUGUGUGUGUUUGUGUAUACAAUGAGUGGUUGUACGCAAAGGUAUCAUGACUGCAUUAAGGUACUAACUUGUAUGAGGAAAGUGGCUUGCAGUGUUUUCUUAUGACUGGAUGAGCUGCUGUGGAAGAAUUUGGUGGAGUUUGAUGCUGAAAUAAUUGGCUUUGUAAAGUAUGGGGCUCCUUUAUCAGUUUCUGUUCUUACGUGGUCAAGAAAGUGUAAAAAAAAAAAAAUAAUAAAAAAUAAAAGGCUCAGAACUAUCGAUGGAGAAUGUGCUGUAUAAGAUUUUUAGAAAUAAGUAUAAUAUAUGCCGUGUCCUUAAGUUUAAUUGCUUUUCUAUACACUUUUUAGCUUUUGAAACACGGCCAUUGAAUCGAAACAUUGUGUAACAUGAUGGCUAAUUAGAGUUUUAUACACACUUUAUCAUCACUAGUUUAGCAAUUCAUUUGUUUUAUAAUCUUUUAUAUUUGUUUUAUUUAGACUAACUAACUUUAUAUUAUCUGUGACAACUAUGUCUUUUUGGCACCUUUGACUCUUCAUUUGUAAUUAGUAUUGUUACCUUUAUAAAUAAAUCCUCACUUUGUUAUGGUUGUGUCUCCCUUUUUAAGAAAUAAAUAUAGACCUUAUAUAAGUUU